This is a messenger RNA of Penicillium soppii, 1077 nucleotides long. It is a transcript of the gene snf4, whose product is annotated as AMP-activated serine/threonine-protein kinase regulatory subunit SNF4. NCBI's taxonomy places the organism in Eukaryota, Fungi, Ascomycota, Eurotiomycetes, Eurotiales, Aspergillaceae. The annotation marks the transcript as partial. The transcript is spliced from 6 exons. The record is from RefSeq and is a predicted model, not a curated record.
UCAUUCCCCCCACAUUCGAAAAGCGGAACGACCCUCGACUCGGGACCUCAUCUGGUCACGCGCCUUUCGUGCAGCCCAUCCUCGUACCUUAAGCCCCAAAUGGCCUCCGAGAGAGUAAUCGAUCGGGAAGAGCGACAGGGCCUUCGUGCCAUUCGCAACUUCCUCAAGGCCCGAAAUUCCUACGAUGUCCUCCCACUGAGCUUCCGUCUCAUUAUAUUCGAUACUUCGCUUUCCGUCAAGGAGAGUCUGAACAUCCUCAUUCAAAAUGGCACUACAGGCAUCGUUUCAGCGCCAUUGUGGGACUCCAAAGCGUCCAAGUUCGCAGGUCUUCUAACCACCUCCGAUUACAUCAAUGUCAUCCAAUACUAUUUCCAGAAUCCCGCAGCUCUGGACAAGAUCGAUCAAUUCCGUCUAGACAGCCUGCGAGAUGUGGAAAAGGCGCUCGGCGUCGCGCCACCAGAGACCAUCUCCAUUGACCCGGAGCGCCCGCUCUACGAUGCCUGUCGGCGCAUGCUGGAGUCGCGCGCCCGCCGCAUUCCCCUCGUGACCAGCGAUAGUCAGACCGAGCGGCCCCAUGUGCUCAGCGUCAUUACGCAAUACCGGAUCUUGAAAUUCGUUGCUGUCAACGUGCCCGAUACGCAGCAGCUGCGCCGCCCGCUGGGAGAAUUGCUGCUUGGAUCUUAUGAUAAUGUUGCUACGGCUUCGAUGGAUACGCCUGUAAUUGACGUCAUUCAUAUUUUGGUCGAGCGCAGCAUAUCUAGUGUGCCGAUCGUGAACUCGGAAGGUGUUGUGUACAAUGUGUUUGAGUCGGUUGAUGUGAUCACUCUGAUCAAGGGCGGGUUUUACGAUGACUUGAGCCUCACGGUUGGAGAAGCGCUGAAGAAACGUUCUCCGGGUUUCCCGGGCAUCUACACAUGUUCGCUCAAUGACGGACUGGAUACUAUCUUUGACACUAUUCGCAAAUCCCGAGUCCACCGUCUCGUCGUCGUGGAUGAGCACUUCAAGCUCAAGGGUGUUCUCACCCUGAGUGAUAUCCUGCACUACAUUCUUCUCGAGGGAGAGAAUGAAGAGGCAUGA